This is a messenger RNA of Myotis lucifugus (little brown bat), 1161 nucleotides long. It is a transcript of the gene WASHC3, whose product is annotated as WASH complex subunit 3. The coding region runs from base 104 to 676 and encodes 190 amino acids. The record is from RefSeq and is a predicted model, not a curated record. Gene Ontology annotation, cellular component: WASH complex. The transcript is spliced from 7 exons. Lineage: Eukaryota; Metazoa; Chordata; Mammalia; Chiroptera; Vespertilionidae. Gene Ontology annotation, biological process: actin filament polymerization; exocytosis.
GAGGCGGGGACUUGGGGAGACGUUCUAACACUAUUGCGGGGUUGGAUGGACCACAGCGGGGAGGGUUUGUGGGUGAUGCCUGGGUCCCCCGCCCGCUGAGGAGAUGGAUGAGGACGGGCUUCCUCUCAUGGGGUCAGGCAUUGACCUGACCAAGGUGCCAGCUAUCCAACAGAAAAGAACGGUGGCAUUUCUAAACCAGUUUGUGGUGCACACGGUGCAGUUCCUCAACCGCUUCUCCACAGUCUGUGAGGAGAAGCUGGCAGACCUUUCUCUUCGUAUCCAGCAAAUUGAAACAACUCUCAAUAUUUUAGAUGCAAAGUUGUCAUCUAUCCCAGGCCUAGAUGAUGUCACAGUUGAAGUCUCCCCUGUAAGUGUCACUGGAGUCACAAAUGAAACCACUUCAGAGCCAUCACAGCAGAACAGUUUACAAGAAUCUGGACCACAGGAAAGUGAAGUAACAGCAGAAAAUAUCUUAACUGUAGCCAAGGAUCCAAGAUAUGCCAGAUAUCUCAAAAUGGUUCAAGUGGGUGUCCCAGUGAUGGCAAUAAGAAACAAAAUGAUAUCAGAAGGACUAGACCCAGAUCUUCUCGAGAGGCCAGAUGCUCCAGUGCCUGAUGGCGAAGGUGAAAAAAAUGCAGAAGAAAGUUCAGAUAGUGAAUCCUCUUUUAGUGACUAAGAUUAACUUUCAUAAUAAUUACAGAUAACACGUGUAGAAGUACUUUACAUUCUAUCAGAAAGAGAGUCUGAACUUGACCUCUUUUUCAAAACAACAUCAAGUGGCCAGAUAUUCACCACCAAGCUUCCUCAGUGCUAAAAUUGUAAUAAUAAUAAAGCAUUUAUAACCUGGCAGCAUAUGUUGUUACCAAUUAAGGGCCCUGAACUGGAAAAUAAAAUAACCUAAAAAAGUUAAAUUAGUGCUACCAAUACUAAGAUGGAAUAUUGCAGAGAUGUAAUGAACAUUUAACAUAAAAUCAAUGUAAGAUUAGUGAUAAAAAUAGACUCAAUGCAAAAAAAAAGUGAAUUUGGCUGAGUGAAUUAUUCAGUUUUUAUGACUUUUAGCAUGAAAGUAUUAUGUGCAUUUGUAUCAGAAGAGUUGCUAAAUUUCUGGCAGAAAGUAAUAUUGAAGUUUUAUGUGACAAAUUAAAGCUUAUAUAUCAUAUA